This is a messenger RNA of Spodoptera littoralis (African cotton leafworm), 1593 nucleotides long. NCBI's taxonomy places the organism in Eukaryota, Metazoa, Arthropoda, Insecta, Lepidoptera, Noctuidae. The record is from the annotation of a GenBank genome assembly.
AUGGACACCGCAAAUGUGGGAUAUUCGUACCAUUUGCCUUCAGGCGGCUGGAACUAUAAAAUACGCAACACAUUGUCGCAAUUCAGUGAUUUGUUUAGCGAAUUUAAUAAAUAUAUCGCCCCCGCAUAUCAUCACGAUCGUUGUGAAAGGUCUGUUCAAAUGAGGAUUUAUUCAAUGCACAAAGGGGAGUUCGUGAUGGUAUUUAUUGCGUUUUUCGCUUGUUUCGGAUUAGGAGUAUUUAUAGGACUAGCAGGACCAUCACCAACAAUGACGACGUCGAUGACGGCGUCGUCAGUGCUGACGAACUCCAGCAGUAUAUACCAGGGACCCUUCCACCUGCACAGCAGGGCGCUCGGCCUUAGAGCGCAGCAACUGUGGCUCAUGGCUGAAAUACUCACUAAUAAUGACGACGAGGAGAUAUUCGACAAGAGCUUCCAAGUUAGUAUUUCAAUAGAGGGCGUGUUGGCCGACCACAGUAACACAGAAGAAAUAUUGUCCGAAGCGGAUGCUUCCAAUAGGACCCAACACCUGAAGUGCAGGCAGCGAGUGUGCGAGGAAGUGAUGGUCCUACACAUCUUGUGGCUCGACUACACGCACUACGUGUUCAAUAUUAACUUUUAUGGGCUCAAGGAGUUCCACCACCGAUAUAUUAUUAGGGAUAUUGUAUUCUAUUUCAAAACCUACAAUCCAGCUUUUACACAAAUGGAAACGUGGUUUAGAUUUAUAUUCGUGAUGACGUCGUUCUUCAUGACUUUCUGGUUUGCUUACAUGAUGCGAAAGUACCCGAUGUCCGACUGGUCGAUAGAACAGAGAUGGAUCUACAUCUUAUUGCCGUCCUUACUUACUUUCAAUGAUCCCUUGUAUCCUUUGAGGUUUUUCCCGGGAGCCAUCAUGGCACCUCUGAUUGGUAAUUUCUUCCAGACCACAUUCUUAGCAGCUGUUAUGCUCUCGUGGUUGUCACAGUACCAUGGACUUAGGCAGAACGACCGAGGUAUCGUAUCCUUCUAUUUGUUCAAAUUCGUACUCGUGGGGCUCUGUGUUAUACCUGCCUUCAUGCUCGGUAACUGGCAGAAGUUCAGCAGCUAUCUAGAUCCCACUUUUAACUACAUGAUGGAUCCAGACUAUCCCCUCGUCAAGCUAUGGUUCUUCUGUGCAAUCACGAUAUACUUCUUAUACUUAUUAAUAUUGAUCAUCAAAGCAUAUAGCGAUUUGAGAAACAUGCCAUUUUUCGAUAUCCGACUUAGGUGCUUGUCCAUAGUAGUGGGUACGGUGACGUCCAUUAUAACGGUGCUGGCUCUACAAGGAUGGGGCCCAGCCGCCCUGCAGGACCACUGGGCUUGUCAGCCGAAAAUACACUUCGACACAUCUGCACCAUUCAUGGCCCUCUACGGAUUAUUCAACUUUUAUAUUUACAUACUGGCCUAUUUGUUCUCGCCUGGUGGUGGGUCUAUCCAUGAAACGGCCAUAACCAAAGACAACCCCGCUUUCUCUAUGAUCAACGAUUCAGACGAAGAGGUUAUCUAUGGAUCGGACGAGGAGAGCAGACGUCCACUCAACUCUCACCAUAGGAUUACUACUGACGAAGAUCUAUGA